Messenger RNA from Adineta steineri, 252 nucleotides. Lineage: Eukaryota; Metazoa; Rotifera; Eurotatoria; Adinetida; Adinetidae. The record is from the annotation of a GenBank genome assembly.
AUGUCAAAAGCUGAUUUUGAUCAAGCUGCUGCUGAUGUCAAAAAUUUAAGUAAGAAACCAUCUGAUGAUGAAUUACUUAAACUCUACGGACUUUUCAAGCAAGCAACUGUUGGUGAUAAUAAUUCAAGCAAACCAGGUAUGCUUGAUCUUAAAGGCAAAGCUAAAUGGGAAGCUUGGAAUAAAAAUAAAGGAACAAGUCAAGGAGAUGCUCAACAACAAUAUAUUAAUUUCGUUCGUCAAUUACAAUCUUAA